AUGGGCAGUCGGUUUGGGAAGGACAGCAUGGAGGAGAUGAAGGAAGGUUCCAAGCGGUCACAUCCGCCACGCAGGCCUGUGCGAGCGGUCAGGCCAGUUAGUGCCUUCAGCGGCAGCGGUACCUUCCUCCAGAUCAAUCACCUGCAAGGCGAGCUGGUGCGCAAGAGAAAGGAAUGCGAGGACCUAAAGAAGGAGAACAAAUAUCUAUCCAAUGAGAUACACAUGGAGAGAAUCAUGAUGAGAACAGAGAGUGAGCUGACCAUGAGGAACCUUAGGAACCUCAAUCAGGAGCUACAGGCCCAGGUUAAAGAGCUGAAACAGAAACUGCACCUGAGCCAGCAGAGGGCAUCUCUGUGCUCCAGGGCAGUGGAGGAGGCAGACAUGUCACGAGGGGAGGCAGAAAAGAGUCGAACACUGGCAGAGGCUCGGGCAGUGGAGAGCAGGCAAGAGAGAGAUGUGGUACUGGCUGAGAAAGCACGACUCAGUGAAGACCUGCAGCAUCUCAGUAAAGAGCACACCAAUGUGCAGCUGCUUUUGGCCCAGACUGAGAAGAAUUACUUUGAGACCAAGCUGAAGCUGGAGAGGAUCUCUGGAGAGAAGCAGUUUCUGCUGGAGGAGAACAAGGGUUUAGAGGAAGAGAGAACCACACUGCGGCACAGGCUGAAGGAGCUGACAGAGGAGAAUGCGAAAAUCAAAGAAAAGGAGGUGAGCUGGAGGCGCAGGGCUGCAGCAGCCGAGGAGCUGAGCGAGAGGGCCAGUAAGGCGAAGGAGCAGGCCGAGCAGGAGCGCAGGCUGGCAGAGAGAGAGAAGGAGGAGCGCAUCAGCGAGUGUCUCAGCUGGAGGGAGAAACACCAAACCCUGGCAGAUAUCUUCAGAGCCCAGGAGGACCUCAAAUCUCAGAGGCAGAACAAAGCAUGUCAAACCAACAUAAAAAGCUACUUCCUGUGUAUGACUGAAAGUGACCAGAGGGUUAAGAUCCUGAAGAACCAUGACGGAACUCCAAGGAACUUCAUGGAAGGAGAUCCGGUGUACAUUUCGGCAGCUGAAGCCGGUAGUGAAGAUUCAGACAGAGGAACAGGAAGAACCAUGCUCAGGGUUGCUGCCCCCAGGGGAAGAGACUCUGGACCAGCUCACUUCAGUGAACUGUCACCAAUGGGAGGAGACACUCCUGACUCCAACCCUUUAAGGAGAAGUCGGAAAGUGGUUGAAUACUUCUGGAUCCCCACCGAUGAAGAAUAAUCAGAGAAGCCAGUUAUUUACCUCAACUGAGAGACUUUAAAGUAGAGCAGAUAUAUAAAAGAAAUAUAAAAUC
Colossoma macropomum (tambaqui) is the source of this 1312-nucleotide messenger RNA. RefSeq names its product probable DNA double-strand break repair Rad50 ATPase. The record is from RefSeq and is a predicted model, not a curated record. Bases 1 to 1239 code for a protein of 412 amino acids. The transcript has 8 exons. NCBI's taxonomy places the organism in Eukaryota, Metazoa, Chordata, Actinopteri, Characiformes, Serrasalmidae.